GGACCAGGCGCCCGCAUGCAGAAGAGGAUGGGUGAGGCAGUAGCCCGAGUAGCCAGGAAGGUGAAUGACACGGUGGAGAACAAAACGGAUUCCCUGGAUCUGGCCAACUGCAAACUGAUGACCUUCCCCAUCGGCAUCUACAAAGCCAUGAGAAGCGUCACUGAGGGGAUCCACUGCAUCUCCCUGGCAAACAACGAGCUGAAGUCCAUCACCAACCGAUUUGUCACCACCUUCAACCAGCUGAGAGAGCUCAACCUGGCAGGCAACUACCUGCACCGCCUGCCUGAGGAGAUCACCUCCCUGCUGCACCUCCGGGCCAUCAACCUCUCCCGCAACAGGUUUCGGCAUUUCCCUGAGGCCCUGGCCGCUGUCACUGCCCUGGAGACCAUCGACCUGGAAGAGAACGAGAUCACAGAGGUGCCAACGGAGAAGCUGGCCUCCAUGGCAUCGCUGCGGAGCCUCAACCUGCGGGCAAACCCUGUCGGCCCCGAGGUGCGGCUGCUUGUCCGGCCUCUUGUCCCCUUCGACCUGCUGCUGUCACCAGAGGAGCCCAUGCCCAAAGCCUGAGAGGGUCUUGAGAUGCCUGGGCAAGCUCUC
Molecule: messenger RNA, 597 nt
Organism: Strigops habroptila (Kakapo)
Lineage: Eukaryota; Metazoa; Chordata; Aves; Psittaciformes; Psittacidae
Gene: LRRC20
Product: leucine rich repeat containing 20
Exons: 4
Coding region: 16-567 (183 amino acids)
Molecular function (GO): protein binding
Source: RefSeq, a predicted model, not a curated record